Molecule: messenger RNA, 5252 nt
Organism: Amoebophrya sp. A120
Lineage: Eukaryota; Dinophyceae; Syndiniales; Amoebophryaceae
Source: the annotation of a GenBank genome assembly
CCGCAUUCGACAUAAGUUGAGGCGGAAUUAUUCUAGUGCACAUGCAUAUCCCCAUAUCCCAUAUGAAAACCGUUCUUGUAUUCUCUCACUCAAACCAUAUUUGCUUAUAGAGAGAACACAGGACUACAAAACCCUUUCGAUGGCCUCCUCGUCGCCCGGUCCCGCGCGAGAGCCGCGGUCGCGCGCGCUCCUCGUCGGUUGCAAUUACCCCAUGCGCACGGCCUACCUGCACGGCGCAGUGGCGGACGCGUUUUGGCUCGCCACGGUUUUGAAAGAUUCUUUUCUGUUCGACGAGAUCAAGAUUCUGCACGACCAUGACGUGAAACGACCGAAAACCCGGUCAGCGUGGAACCCGAAUGCGGACACGAUGCCCACGCGGGAAAACAUCCUGCGCCACCUACAGUGGCUGGUGGAGGGGAGCGAGUGCGGGGACUGCUUGGUCUUUUUCUUCAGUGGGUUCGGGGUCCUGGUCGACGACGUGACGGGCUACGAACACGAAGGACUGCAGGAAGCGCUUUUGGCAACCGACGAGUACCAGGAACAGGGCUUGGUGCUGCUGCAAGAGGUGCAAGACAUCGUGAUGAACAUCGCGCCGGGCGUGCACUUGACCUGCUUCUUAGAUUGCGACCACGCGUUGACCCUGGUGGAUCCGGUCUGCGGACAGUAUGAUUUUUUCAAUCGCGUUUGGUUUUGAUGGAGUUUUUUCCUGUCAUGCAUCGAUUCGUCGCUGAGUGCCACUGAUUCACAAUGAUUUUUUCCCAACUUAUUGUAGAACCGCCCGCUCCUCCGCCUCCAGCAGUUCGAACACGAAUAGCACGCUUUGCCACCACCGGCAGUACCCACCUCCUCAUGCACUUCCUGGAUCGUCUACUGGUUUCGCGUCCAGCACCAUCGCCGAUAUUCUCACGAAGAAGACCGCGUUGUGCGGCCUCGUGUCUGUCGGGUACGCGGAGCAGCGGAUUCAGUUGCCAAACGAAAACUACGGCGGCCAUAACCCGCACGUGUGGAACAACGAAUAUUGCAAAAGGCAGCUGCAGAAAGUGAAGCCGAAGUACGUAUCAAAAUGAAAAAUCCCCCCUCCCCAUAUCAAAGCGGAAAUUUGUGAUGCUGAUUUGUGACCAUAAAUCAGCUUUGUAUUGCAGAGAGGCACUGCGGCCAGAUCCCCAGGCUAGGUAGGGGCGUAUGGGUCUAGUAGUUCACCAUGGCAAAUGGCCCCCCUUUAGGCCCAGCAGCAUGACAAAUCGCUAUCAUAAAGGGGCGGAAUCUUCUGCCCUUGUCUUCUUGCAAGACAGAUGUGAUUUGUGACCUUCUUGCAAGACAGAUGUGAUUUGUGGAUCUCCUUCGGGAGUCAUCCGUUAAAAUUGGAACGAUACAGAGAAGAUUAGCGUGUCCCCUGCUCGCUUACAGUCAUAGUUUUGGCUCAGACUUGGGACGGGGGCCGUGCCCUUGACAUUGCAACUGUGGCAAUGUCGCUGAACGCUUGAGCCCACACCUGAGAGACGAUGUCUUAGGCAGCAUAGCCCCUGCGCAAGGAUGACACGCACAAAUCGAGAAGUGUAAACAAUUUUUCUACAAGGCGACGCGGCUUCUUGCGGCGGCUCUCUGCUGCGCUGGUUCGAGCUCGUCUUCUGCCACGUAUGGAAUUCUUUGUUAAGCGGACGGCGUCGUGGACAUCGUGUUUCGUGGGUGCCAGCAAUACUUCCUUGUUCGGUUACCAUGCAGACAAGUCUGAGUCAGACCACAAGCGUUCUGGCCCGUUCGCCGCCACAAGCGCAGGCAAGGACUCCCACAAGCGUGAGGUCAGGCUUGUAGGCAUGGUAGGUGGCCGGUCCCUGUGCGGUGGGGCUCCUUAUGGUGGUGGGUUGCCUGCGGCGGGUUGGUGCGGGUUUUCGGGUUCGUCUUCUGCCGCGUAUGGAUGUCUUUGGCGAGCGGUCGUCGUCGUGGACCUCGGGUCCCGUGGGUGCCAGCAAUACUUCCUCCUGCGUGUACCAUGCAGACAAGUCUGAGUCAGACCACAAGCGUUCUGGCCCGAUCGCCGCCACAAGCGCAGGCGCGGACUCCCAAGAUGCGUUGAGGUCAGGCUUGUAGGCAUAGUAGCCGGACCCUGUGCGGUGGUGCCCUUUUUUUUUGGCGGUGGCGUACUUGCGGCGGGAUGCGUGGCGCGGUUUUCCUGCUUCUUCUUCAGUAGCGAUGCGUCCCAGAAAAGGAGCGGUGGGUCAUACGUGCGCGGCGGCGUCGGCGCAUUUGGACUUGAUCGCGAACGUUCUCUCGGGAGAGGAGGACGUAGCUUCACUCCCUAACUGGCUACACCUCCUCUCUAGCGGCUCUCGUGCUCGCGGUGGCUGCAGUAUCGGCGGUUCUGGCCUACGUUGCUAUACGGAACCUGCGGUGCGUGGACACGGAGGUGGACGACUUUACGCUGGAACCAUGGGGUCCUGUUGCUUCUCCUGAGCGAGGCCGUCUUGCCUUCCACUCAGGGCUCUCGUGGAUUGAGCCUGGCGGGAAAUUCCCGUUGCGCGAGGCUCUUGCCAGGAGUUCGUCCACGCUUGCCGACGCUGCUUCGGGGGUAGACGGGGUCAGGGUGGCUAUCGGAGCUUGCUCCGGGGCUUGCGGUGUGGGGGCGGGUUCAUGGGGCUGUGCCCGGGCUCAGCAAGGGUUCUUCCCCUGUCUGUGCUCCCUCGUGUUCACGCUCCUGUGCUGCUUGACUGGUAGUCAUUUUGGCUUUUGUUUUUCCUCCGUCGCUGUCGUUUGGUCCCCAGGGCUGCUACGGACAGGGCCCCCUGGGUUACCUCGGUCGAGUGGUCGUGCGGUUCGGUUCUCCUAUGCCCAUGCCUACCGUGUACUUGCCGCUGGGUACUGGUAGAGCGUCUCUUUCGUCAGACUGUUUCGCUUCGGCGAAACGACAUGACGAUUGUUUGGGGAGGUUCCUAACGGUCCCCUCAGGGCAUUGCCUCGUCGCUGACCUGUGGAGAAAGGCGGUUCAGGUCAGCUUCGGGAAGGGUAUCCGGAGUUGAGUUAGCUUCGGCUUUCUCUUGUGUAUUCGAGGGCAGUGGUUGGCGGAGGUUGUUGGGAUGUUCCUAAACAGUCAUCCCAGAACAUUUGUGUUCCUUUCUGACUUCCUCAUUUCCUGUGCAGUAUUUUACUGCAUAUACAGGCGCCACCCUCGUUUAUCACCUCCAGGGCUACGUGCGACCCCUCCGACGCUGCGUGUGGAAGGAGGAAGUUCGGCGUGUCGGGUGAGGGACCCCCGACGUCUGGCCUACGGAUAUCAUGGGGAACUAAGGCUCAAAUCCGCAACACAAAUUCUUGGAAACAUACCGCUUCAAUAUGGGGAGGGGGGAUUUUUCCUCUCAAUAGUACGCCCGGCGCAUGGACGUGGACUUGACCCACGACUUCAAGCAGGACCGCGACACCACGCCCUUCCGACGCCGCAAUUACCUGCGGCGGGCCGCUCCGUUUGUGUUUUCGUACUGCGCGGCGAGCUUCGGGCAAACUGCGCUGGAGUUGCACUUCGCGGAUGUUGGGCGCGAGCACGGGGUCUUUACCUACUGCUUGGUCAAAGCGCUCGAGAAAAUCCAGAUAUUCUGGAGAAAGACCACAACGAGCGGAACUGCAGCGAGCGCGCAGUCGGCGGCCGAUCAUAAAACCACUGUAACUGCUGGCGGCCGAGGACUAGUCCAACAUCAGCAUGGGUCGCCGUCUCCCGCGUCAAAACUGCGAAGCAAGAAAGCGAAACCGCAGGAGUUUCAGAUUGCGGGGAAGCGCAACUACGAGGCACGUGACGCAACCCAUGCGGAUUUGUACGACGCAAUCCGGUUCGAAAUGGACGAGUUGCGGCGAAAACUGAUCCCGACCCUGGACCAGGAGCCGGUGCUCACCUGCACGAAGCCGUGGUGCGACGAAAACAAAAUGAUGGUGCUCCAGCCAUUGACGGCAGAGAUGUUGCCGAGGACGAUGAACGCAACCAUGCGAAAGCAGGUGCUGCGGUUUUUCGGGGUCUCGGAAAGUGACUUCUUGGCGAGCAGCGAUAGUGGUUUUCCACGGGGUCUUGGGGCGGUGGAUGGAAAGGAACAAGACGCUAGCAUUUUUUCGUGGCUCUAUGAGCUGCUGGCUGGCGGCUCGAGUCACACGCAGUCGCAACUUGACACGUCUGAUACGGGGAAGAUGGACAUUACCGCAAAGAGGCCCACGGGUGGAACACCGCGAGAUUCUGCCUCCCUGGCCCCAAGUGACGAGGAUGAAGAGGUUUGCAUCUUCCGUCUUUAAACUGAUCUGUUUUCUCAUCUUUUUAAGACAUCCUUGGCAGCUUCAGGAUCACUUUGGAGCUGUGACAAAAAUGUAUGGGUGUGUAAUCAUCAUCAAUUUCCAGGCCAUUCCGGAUGAGCGCGCUGCGGGGCUGAAAACCACGCACGAGUCCGUUUUGCCCUCCUCAUUUUUUCCCGAGGCGGCGAAGGAGCACAGUCUCGCGAUUUUCAACUUCGAGCCGCCCCAGCCGCUGGUCUCUUCUUUGUCCUCGCAGGGAGACGUGUAUAAUCGAAGAACUUUUACCGCAGUCGAGCCGGACCAGCAAAUGCCUGAAACGGCAAGCAGCGCCCCGAGCGAGGGGUACUACGUGUGGAACAAUUACGGAGGUGGGGGUCCUGCGGCUCCAGUAUCUGCGCGCGGAACAAACGGCGAUCUUAUGGCAGGAUACCCCAACCUGUUCUACACUGCAGGCGCAAGUGGUGGCGGCAAAACAGCAGGCUCUGCUUUCGCUAGCAGUACAGCGCCGCAGUCACAACCACCUGUAGUAGGUACAACAACUUGGCGGGCAUCAGCCGGAACACACAGUCAGGGGCCGCCGGAAGGAGCUACUGCGUUUGAGACCACCAGCAGCGCCUCAUCCGCAUCGGCUGGCUUCAUGCAGCCACCGACAUUCGCGUUCCACAGCACGAACUUGCUGAAAUCCGCGUCAAAACAAGGCAGCGGGGGCGCGAAUCCCGGUAGUGCUAUGAACCUUCCAGGCUUGAAUACCAUUGCAACAAGCUCCUCAGGAACAUUGAAUUCAUCGGCAACGGUAGGCAUAAAACCCGUGAUGCCGCUCUCCGCUGUAGGCAUGAAACUGUCCACAACCAGCCUGGCCGAAGCUCCGAAGCUUUCUUCCAGAAUAGCUCCAAUGCAAAUGCCAACCUUGAAGGUUUUCCGCUCUUAGCGCAUUACUUUCUCUGUGCCGUUUUCCAGUCGGUCAGCAACACCAGCUGCGAGAAAACUCC